AUGGGCCGUUACUGCCAUGUAACGGGAGCCAUUCUUCAUAUAUGGGCCUUUGAUUUAUCUUGGGCCAUAAACCCGGAGACUGCUAUCUCGGACCGGAUUUCUCGGGUAUCUCGACUCUGGCAUUCUGCUCCUGCUCCGAGCGCACGGACGGCGAGCAUGGCGGCGGGGCGGCAGGAAGCCCUGAAACCCUUCGAGGAGAGAGCUUCGGAUGCCGAGGCACGGUUAGCAAAGCUGGAAGCCCUGCUGUUGAGCAAAGAUGGCCUAGGCAGUGGAUCCGAGACAAGUUCAGCUGCCGCCAAAGAUGUUCUGUCAAAGCUUGAUGCAGUCAGUGCAGAAUGCCUUGCUGAGAAGGAGAAGAACAGGAAGCUAACCAUGGAGAACGAGAAGCUCCAGUAUCGUAUCUCCCAUCUUAUCCGAGCAGUGAAAGAGGCUGACUCGAAACAGAAGUCUCUAUGAUAAGCCAGAUUCAAAGCUAAUUCUGUUUAUUUUGCGAGAGCCAGUGA
This is a messenger RNA of Lolium rigidum, 503 nucleotides long. RefSeq lists its product as uncharacterized. The transcript has 4 exons. The record is from RefSeq and is a predicted model, not a curated record. Bases 1 to 456 code for a protein of 151 amino acids. NCBI's taxonomy places the organism in Eukaryota, Viridiplantae, Streptophyta, Magnoliopsida, Poales, Poaceae.